CCAUCCCUCGCCUCUCUUUUCUCCGCUCAGGCUUUCCAGCGCCGUGGAUAGAUAGAGGCUCUGCAGUCACGUGGGGAGAGAGAGAGAGAGAGAGAGAGAGAGAGAGAGAGAGGAGAAGAGAGAGAGAGAGAGACCUCCUCCGCAGUUUGCAGUGUGUUAUGUCUCAGACUCGGAGGUAAAGAGUCGGAGCUGCUCGUCUGGCGGAUCUCAACCUCUGAAACAAACCCCCGGUGUCUUCUCUGGUCCAUCCCCGUAUCCCUCCUCACUCACCCGGGUUUUGUUUCUGUUUCUCUCCGGAGCCCUGGAAGCAUCUAUUUAUUUCUUUUUUUGUACACCCUCCUUCUUCCUCUCGACUCCGGCCAACAGUUUGGUCUUUGGGAUUUGCUUUUUUAUUACUGUUCGGUGGUGAUUUCACUCAGCACAGCUCCCUGCCGCUGCUGCCGCUUUUACGCACCGACGCUGAUUUUGGAUUUGCUAUAUCACUGGAGAAAAUCACCAAAAUCCGUUUCAAAUCCGAGGUGGAUCCGUGGAUGCGCCUUUUUGGCUCAAACUGGAGAUGGAAAUGCUGAUAUUGUUAUUUCAAUCCCUGUGGAUAUUGCAAUGCAACACAGUGAGCGCCGACUCCAUCAUUCACAUUGGUGCGAUAUUUGAGGAGAACGCCGUGAGGGACGAUGAGGUCUUCCAGCUCGCCGUGUCCGACCUCAGUCUGAGCGACGACGUCCUGCAGAGCGAGAAGAUCACUCACUCCAUCAAACUCAUCGAGCCCAACAACCCGUUCCAGGCGGUGCAGGAAGCCUGCGAGCUGAUGAACCAGGGCAUCCUGGCGCUGGUCACCUCCACCGGCUGCGCCUCCGCCAGCGCGCUGCAGUCCCUGACGGACGCCAUGCACAUCCCCCACCUGUACAUCCAGAGGAACAGCGAGGGGUCGCCGCGCACCGCCUGCCACCUGAACCCGAGCCCGGGGGGGCAGCGCUACACCCUGGCCGCGCGGCCGCCGGUGCGCCUCAACGACGUCAUGCUCACCCUGGUGGAGGAGCUGCGCUGGCAGAAGUUCAUCGUCUUCUACGACACCGAGUACG
Molecule: messenger RNA, 1079 nt
Organism: Etheostoma spectabile (orangethroat darter)
Lineage: Eukaryota; Metazoa; Chordata; Actinopteri; Perciformes; Percidae
Gene: grid1b
Product: glutamate receptor, ionotropic, delta 1b
Biological process (GO): monoatomic ion transport
Cellular component (GO): membrane
Molecular function (GO): signaling receptor activity; ligand-gated monoatomic ion channel activity
Source: RefSeq, a predicted model, not a curated record